Molecule: messenger RNA, 1635 nt
Organism: Parnassius apollo (apollo)
Lineage: Eukaryota; Metazoa; Arthropoda; Insecta; Lepidoptera; Papilionidae
Source: the annotation of a GenBank genome assembly
AUGCCUGUUAAUUUAAUACCAAAAUUUUGCAACGACACUAUGGACAGUUGUAACGGUGUGGAAGAUGAAAUGCAAGUGUCUAUUGGUAGUAGGGUGAAAAGUGGUUAUGAUUUUGGCACAGUUAAAUAUAUUGGAGACGUACAGGGAUAUAAGGGCAUUUGGUAUGGGGUGGAAUGGGACAAUCCUGCUAGAGGCAAGCAUGAUGGAUUUGUCGAUGAUAUUCAAUAUUUUAAAACUACGAAACCAGGAGCUGGUUCUUUUGUGCGUCCCAACAAAAUAUCACCAUUUAAAACUUGUGCGGAUGCAAUUCGGAAGUAUUAUGGAGAUCGUGAGGACGAAACAGUGGCCGCACAUCGUAGAAUGGUGAUCAAUGAGUGGAAAAGAGAGAUGGGAGCACCUUUCAUUGAAAUGGUUGGAUUUGAAAAAAUACACCAGAAGCAAAAGUUUGACCGUCUGCUGGAGGUAUGUGUGCACGACCAAAAUGUGUCCAAAGCGGGUGACGUUGCAUCUUUAUGCCCUAACGUACGCAGUCUAGAUGUAUCACGCAAUUUGUUCUCAAACUGGCGUGAAAUUAUUCAACUAUCCGCCCAGUUGCCGGAUCUAAGGGAAUUGGAUGUAAGCAAAAACCGCAUGGCCAUAGAUAUGUCAGAAGAAAAACUUUUACAACUGUCAGUCAAUUUCGCCAACCUCGAGAAACUGAACAUAUCCGUGUGCGACUACGAAUGGUCUGAUAUACUCGUUUUGUCUCACCUUUGGCCUAAAAUAAACGAAAUAAUUGCCGCAUAUAAUAGAAUCAAAAAAAUAAUACCACCAGAGGAUACUUUACAUACCCUUACUAUAUUACGAUUGGAUGGAAACCCUAUAGACUCCUGGUAUGAAGUGAUGAACCUUGGCAGAUUAAAGAACUUGAAAGUUCUAAGCUUGAACGAUUGUGAGAUUGGGGAAAUAAGAUUCAACGAUGACUUGGGUAAAGUGGAAUUGUUUGAGAACUUGGAAGUGUUAUUUUUAAACAGAAACAAAAUAAACGAUUGGCGGUCAGUGAGUGAAUUAGAUAAAUUGAAAAACUUGAAGAAAUUAUAUUUCCUGAGGAACCCAAUACAGAACAGUGAAGACUAUGAUACCACAUCUCAACUAGUUAUAGCGAAAAUUGGCUCUUUACAGGAAUUGAACGGGUCUACCAUAACACGUGAACUACGCAGGGGCGCAGAAUAUGACUAUUUGAAACGCUAUGGAGCUGAAUGGAAAUUGGCGCAAAGCGACUCAACACGCAAAAGUGCCUUUGAUUUGGAGCACUGUCGUUUCCAAGAGCUCAUAAAUAAAUAUGGCAUUCCAGAAGACAGUUUGCUAGUCAAACAACCUAAAAAUAUGACAUUAACAUCUCAACUCUUAGAAAUAAUAUUACGUGAUGAAAGCGGUAAAAUGUUUAAAAAGAAAUUCCCAUCUACAAUGGCUGUCCAAAAGCUGGUCACACUCGCUCAAAGACUGUUUUCGAAGCCGGGCAACACUGGAACACCUACGCUAAAUCUGCUCGAUGAUCAAAUGCAAGGCGCUGAAAUAUGCCUGGAUAAUGUCAUGAAAGAUCUAGCCUAUUAUUCAAUCAAAAAUGGUGACAAUAUUCUCGUCAGAUUCAGAUAA